AUGGCUACCACACCUCCAGACUCUGCGGAGCGGCUGCGCGCCGCGGGCAACCAGAGCUUUCGCAACGGCCAGUUCGCCGAGGCUGCGGCGCUCUACAGCCGCGCGCUGCAGGUGAUGCAGGAGCAAGGUUCUUUGGACCCUAAAGAAGGAAGCGUUCUCUACUCCAACCGAGCAGCAUGCCACUUGAAGGAUGGGAACUGCAGAGACUGCAUCAAAGAUUGUACUUUAGCACUGGCCUUGGUUCCCUUCAGCAUGAAGCCCUUGCUGCGGCGAGCGUCGGCCUACGAGGCUCUGGAGAAGUAUCCCCUGGCCUAUGUUGACUACAAGACUGUGCUGCAGAUUGAUGACAGUGUAAAGUCGGCCUUGGAAGGCGUCAACAGAAUGACCAGAGCUCUCAUGGACUCACUUGGGCCCGAGUGGCGCCUGAAGCUGCCCUCUAUUCCCUUGGUGCCUAUUUCAGCUCAAAAGAGGUGGGAUUCAGAAAACCACAAAGAGACAGCUAAAAGCAAAUCCAAAGAAACCACAGCUGCCAAGAGCAGAGUGCCUUCUUCUGGGGAUGUGGAAAGAGCCAGAGUUCUCAAGGAAGAAGGCAAUGAGCUUGUAAAGAAGGGAAACCAUAAGAAAGCUAUUGAGAAGUACAGUGAAAGCCUCUCGUUUAGUAAUCUGGAGUCCGUCACGUACAGCAACAGAGCGCUCUGCUAUUUGGCCCUGAAGCAGUACAAGGAAGCGGUGAGGGACUGCACAGAAGCUCUCCAGCUGGAUGGGAAGAACGUGAAGGCGUUUUACAGACGGGCUCAAGCCUAUAAGGCACUUAAGGACUAUAAAUCCAGCUUUGCAGACAUCAACAGCCUCCUAAAAAUUGAGCCCAGGAACGGCCCUGCACAGAAGUUGCAGCAAGAAGUUAAUCAGAACUUAAACUAAAAACCCAAAAGGGCAGCAGGAAACCACCAGACGACCUUCCUCUGUGCCUGCUCCUGGGACCCAGCAUGCCCCAGAGUGAGCUCUGAAGCACCCUCCUCUGCCCCACAAAGAGGUCAUGGUCUCCCACCCCUUAAGAGGCUUUGUUCAAAUUAAGCUCAGUGUGGCCAAAAACCAGAUAUUGUUUUGCUGGAAAGGUCCCCUGCUAUGCUGAAGCCCUGUUCCCCAUUCCCCUGCCUUGGACAGCUAGUGGAUCACACAAACAGGUCCUCAUCAGCAAAGCACUGGGCUCUGUCCCUGCCCCAAGCUUGCUCUGGACUGAGUGUUGCCCUUCGAGCUUCAGACCCACUUCAGUGUGGUUCAUCUGAGUAAACUGAGUUGGGGGGUACAGGGGGGGCGGCCACAGGGCUAGAAAACCCUGGCCCACCCACAUCUAAAGCAGCCUGUUGAGCUGGUUCUCCAGGGCUGCCAUCCUGCCCUGUCCUUGGCAUAGUCCCCUGUGUUCUGAGCUCCAGCCCCUUUUGGCCAGGCCCCACUUUGGUGGGGAUGCAGAACCCUGACCCUUGGGUGGCUUUGUUGGGGGCUCUGUGCUGCCUCCUGCAUGGAG
This is a messenger RNA of Miniopterus natalensis, 1525 nucleotides long. It is a transcript of the gene TOMM34, whose product is annotated as translocase of outer mitochondrial membrane 34. Gene Ontology annotation, cellular component: mitochondrion; cytosol. The record is from RefSeq and is a predicted model, not a curated record. Gene Ontology annotation, molecular function: heat shock protein binding. Lineage: Eukaryota; Metazoa; Chordata; Mammalia; Chiroptera; Miniopteridae.